Messenger RNA from Neltuma alba, 792 nucleotides. Its product is annotated as F-box protein FBW2-like. Lineage: Eukaryota; Viridiplantae; Streptophyta; Magnoliopsida; Fabales; Fabaceae. The transcript is spliced from 2 exons. Bases 1 to 759 code for a protein of 252 amino acids. The record is from RefSeq and is a predicted model, not a curated record.
AUGGAAGCAGACUCGGAAUGUCAAAGUUGGGAUGAACAAAUACCAGAGGCUCUAGGACUAAUCCUUAGCAGAGUGUCUCUACAAGAUGGAGCGAGUGAACAUCAUUUCUGUCACGAGAUAGACCUUAUGAAAUGGAGCAACUGUCCCCAGCAGCCCGACCAACUAGAUCCAAUUGUCCAGAUGCUCGUCACCAGAAGCUCUGGUUCCAUCAGCACCCUCUGUGUUUCUGGUCUCCAAUCUGACUCCAUCUUCACUUUAAUUGCACAAAAUGCGAGCUGUCUCCGAACCCUGAGAAUUCCCAAGAGCAGCUUGAGUGAUUUCAUGAUGGAACAGCUUGCAGGAAGGCUUCCGAUGAUUUCUUUCUUAGAUGUGAGCUACUGUAUGAACUUAGGUGCCCAUGGACUUGAGGUGCUUGGAAAGAAUUGCACCCUUCUGGAAGGGUUGUGCAGGAACAUGCGUCCAUGGCACACUGGAGAUCAUGAUGAUCCUUCACGAGAUGAUGAAGCAAUGGCGAUUGCUUCCACAAUGCCUAAACUCAAGCAUCUUGAAAUUGCUAGCCAUUGGAUGACCGCAGAGGGUGUUCAUAAGAUACUCUGUGCUUGUCCCAAGCUUGAGUAUUUUGAUAUGUGGGGGUGUGAGAAUGUAGAAGCUGGAAAAUUGGGUCUGCACAAGUUUCCAAAACUCACGGUAUGGGGGCCGCGUGCUUACAACUGUUUUGAUGGAGUAGACAAUCCAUCAGAGGAAAUGGAUAUAGAAUAAGCAUGGUGUAAUUUACAUCAGAGGAAAUGGAAA